CCCGCUGCGCAGAGUGCCCAGGCCCCUUCUUCCCUUGAACUGGCUAGCUUUGGACACUGACCAGCCUGCUGAGCUGAACAGUGAACACCCACCCAGGAAGCUAGCUGUACAAUAAGCUCUUCAACCCCUCAUCAUGAUCGCAUACUUGCCAUUUAGACUUUCUGACUUACUCAUGGGCUGCUGGACCAUCCCUGUAUCUUCUCUACAGUCCAGUAUCGUCCUAUCCUACCCCUUCCCAUGGCCAGCCAUGCCGUUGUCAGGACCAAGAUCUUCAAUUGAUCUCCCGUUCCCUUCCUUCCGGAGCCCUGUCUUGUCCAAACUUCAUGCUCGGACGCUCUUAGACAGUUUUCAAAUGCUAGACAGUGGCAGCAAAAGCCCCUCACUUGAUCCUUAUGACGAAGGUCCUCCUGCGAGUCACCAAAGUCGUUCAAGCCUUAGCAUGUUUCUCCUGCACGUAAUAACACCCCUCACCAGAGCACUGGACAGAAACAACAUGCGGUGUGAUGGAGAUAAAGGUGGAUGUGAGGGGCAUUGAAGCCCAUGUUGACCCGCUGGCGUCCAGCACUCACUGGUGGUCACCGCGGGGCAAAACAACGCAAAUCCACUCUUACUCUUCCACGAUACAGACAGCCAUCGCUCGCAAGUUCGCAACCCUUGUCUUACUUCUCGUCUCGUGUGAUUUGCCCUUAGCUCAUGUUGUACGAGAAAUAACUGUUUGCUUCCGAGGCUACAAAAGCUCGUCCCUGAAAAGAUGCAUAUCAUUUCAACCUUCAAACCACCCCCCCCGCCCCCCC
Molecule: messenger RNA, 794 nt
Organism: Cadophora gregata
Lineage: Eukaryota; Fungi; Ascomycota; Leotiomycetes; Helotiales; Ploettnerulaceae
Exons: 1
Coding region: 134-535 (133 amino acids)
Source: RefSeq, a predicted model, not a curated record